CCGACUGCGGCGCCCUGACCACUGUGACGAUCUUGUGUGUCUUGGGCAGGCUUGGUGGAAGAGCAGCGACUAUCAACUACUCCCCCUACAUCGACACUUCAGCCUCUCAUCAUGGCCACCCUAGCACCACCACAGCUUUCCGCCCCGGCGACAAAAACAUCUUGGGCUGAUGAAUUAGAUGAGGAUGAAUUGCCACCAUCGACAGAAAAGAUCGAUCCAGUGACGGGGAUCAAGACGAUCGUAGAAUACAAAUGGGAUGAGACUGGAGAGAAGAAGAUCAAGACGGUGCGCAAGAUCAAACGAACACUAGUGACCACACGGGUUUCACCGACCGUUGCGGCACGCAAAGGAUGGGCGAAAUUCGGCCUGGAGAAGGGCAAGAAAUCGGGCCCGGACCUGGCGACGACCACCUUAGGAGAAGCGAUCAAGUUGAAGAUCGCAGUGCCUGGACUGAUCAAAGAGCCGGUCGUCGAACAAACCACCAAAGCAACGAUCGUGCCCGGCGGCAAACGGAUCACUUGUCGACUCUGUCAAGGAGACCAUUUCACCGCAAGUUGUCCGUACAAGGAUACUCUCGGUGGCGUUUUGGGAGGCGAUGCUGCCGACCAAGACCAACAAGACGGCCCUGGAGCAUCGCAAGCUCAAACGAACAACGCCGCUGGUGGCGGGACGGGCAAGUAUGUGCCACCCUCCCAACGAGACGGAGCCAAACGAGGAGAAUCGAUGCAGAAAUCAAACAGAGACGACUUGCCCACGCUCCGUGUUACCAACCUGUCCGAGGACGUCCAGGAAAGCGAUCUGUGGGAUCUCUUUGGGAGAUUCGGCAGGAUUUCUAGGAUCUAUGUCGGUAAAGAUCAAGAGACCGGCUUGUGUAAAGGCUUUGCUUUCGUCAGCUUUGAGGAUCGAAUGGAGGCUGAACGGGCUAUGAAAAAGAUCAACGGUCUACCGUACGAUCAUCUGAUUUUGGGAUGCAUGUGGAGCUUACCUCGUGGCGAAAGAGAAGCAAAAUAAACAUGUACUAAAACAUCUCGGGAACUCCUCCCCCCAAUCAGUCCUUUCUAAAUGCCAAGAUUUUAUCGCUCUGUUUUCCGUCACAUAUUUACUAACCUACAGUACGUGGGCCCGAUCAAAAGUUACGAUGUUCUUUCUCUCGAUCGCAAUGUAGAAUUGCCACAAGCAAGCCUCUUUUCCAUUGGUUUCUUAUUUUGACCCUCCCCCCUGGUCGGCUUCAUCAGUUUUUGGACCCAAGCCGAUCUGAGUUAGAGACAACAAUAUUGGAUCCUCC
Molecule: messenger RNA, 1285 nt
Organism: Puccinia graminis f. sp. tritici CRL 75-36-700-3
Lineage: Eukaryota; Fungi; Basidiomycota; Pucciniomycetes; Pucciniales; Pucciniaceae
Exons: 5
Coding region: 112-1011 (299 amino acids)
Cellular component (GO): cytoplasm; eukaryotic translation initiation factor 3 complex
Molecular function (GO): translation initiation factor activity; RNA binding
Source: RefSeq, a predicted model, not a curated record